Messenger RNA from Lingula anatina, 1225 nucleotides. RefSeq lists its product as uncharacterized. The record is from RefSeq and is a predicted model, not a curated record. Lineage: Eukaryota; Metazoa; Brachiopoda; Lingulata; Lingulida; Lingulidae. Gene Ontology annotation, biological process: polyphosphate catabolic process. Gene Ontology annotation, cellular component: cytoplasm. Gene Ontology annotation, molecular function: phosphatase activity; endopolyphosphatase activity.
AUGACCAUGACAUUGGAUAUUUGCGGCUGAUCAUAAGUGAUCGAGAUGAUUGUGCGAGUACGUUUGAGUGUUUUAUGCACGCAUUUUAGUGUUUACUUGUUUGAUCAUGGAUGACAACGGUAGAUGGCUGUUUUGCAAUUAAAGGUAAUUUUACCUCUCUGUGUGCUGGUGAUCAUGGGUGCCUUGUUGUCCAAGAUGACGUCACUGUUUUGGAAUCCCAUUACUCACACCACCGAGUUUGAUACACCACUUCCAAAGGUACUCCAUCAGGUGCUAGACAACAACAUUGUUCAAAAUCGAAGAGUAUUCGUGGUUGGAGACAUUCAUGGUUGCUAUGACGAGUUACAAGCUCUACUUAUGAAGGCAGAUGUCUUAAAGGAUGAUGCUGUUGUGAUUUUUGCAGGUGAUUUGGUCAAUAAGGGACCCAAAAGUACAGAUGUGUUGCAGUUCAUAAGAGAAAAUACUGAAAAAUAUCAGUUAUAUGCAGUGAGGGGAAAUCAUGAUGAGAAAGUGAUUCUGGAAUACAGCAGAAAUAAGGAUCCUUCUUAUACUUUGACUAACAAGUACAAAUGGGUCACAGAUUUAACUGAGAAUGAUAUUGAUUAUUUAUCAGAACUUCCAUAUACAAUCUCAAUUCCCAGUUUGAAAUCCUUGGUCGUCCAUGCUGGGAUUGUUCCUGGGAUACCCUUGGCAAAGCAACAGCCCAUACACAUGACAACUAUGAGGAAUAUUAUAAGUCUUAAUAAUAACCAGUUUGAAAUAUCAAAAUAUGAAAAAGAUGGGGUGGCAUGGGGAUCUUUGUGGAAAGGACCUAACUGUAUUUAUUAUGGCCAUGAUGCGAAGCGUGGACUACAGGAACAUCCAUUUGCAGUUGGACUAGAUACAGGUUGUGUGUAUGGGAAGAAACUGACUGGGGUCUUCAUACACUCUCCAGGUACGAGGCGUUACGUCUCUGUUGAUGCACAGACAGUGUACAGAGCCCCCAAAGACUCUGCUCGUUAACCUAGCUAGUAUUCUCCUUUUUCAUCUUUGCACAAGGAUGCAACUAACUUCUUUGUGAUGGUACCUCUGUCUUAUGAUGGUUUGUAGAUUUAAAUUUCUUGCGAAAGAUUGAACUCUAAUUUUAAUGUGCUAAGACUGGGUUCCCAUAGAUUUAGAUCGAUCUAUCCGGAUCGACCUAACUCCUUGGGGGUUCAUGCUAAAUUGCUGUCAGGUUCCAAGAGCC